UUGCCCACAAUUCGGUUCUGGAUGCACGAGUUUGUGUCUAUAUGCUGAUACCUUUCCGGGGGUUACCUGCUAAAAUAGUUCUGUUUUCGGUGUAUUUUGGACACUUAUUUUGAAGAUAUCUCGGAAUUGCUAUCGGAUUAUUAUUAUUAUUAUUAUUAUUUUUUUUUAAACAAUUCUAAUUAUAGCUCUCAAGAGCAGCCUAUAGCCGAGGACAAUACUGGAAGGGGACAAAUGAAUUCAAUCUACUAUGAUGGGGACCCCCCUACGUCGGGGCUCCACGGCGACCUACCCCAAGGGAACGGCCAAGAGGACCUCGACUUCCCUUUGAUUUUAUAUAACCCUCCAGGAAACGAGGAGAGUGAGCAAGGGGACGACGGCAACAGCCAAGAUGCCCAGGACGCUCUUAGCCCGGAAUCAGGUGCACAGAACCACACCCCCUACAGCCUAGAGGACUUAUGUGACUCUCCGUACCACCACGGAGAUGCCUCCUCCGGGACCACCGAUGGCCUGGGGGAAUUUCAGGGGUACCCCGACCCGCUGCGCCCGCGCAUUGAGAUCACCUACUCUGAGCUGCACCCUCACGACCACCCGCAUACCGAGCCCCUGGACAUCGGUCCUCCUCGGCCCAACCUCACCGUGCCGGGUUACUAUGACAACAGCAGCUACCGCGGCGGUGGCGGCGCCGACGCCCAGUGUCUGAGCCCCGCCAGCAGCAACUCCUCCACCAGCUGGUCUGAGGUGUGCUCCCCCUGGACGUCUCCGUGUGUGUCCCCCUCCGCCCUUCCGGAGCUGUGCCCUCCAAUGCAGAGCCUCCACACCCAGAGCGCCGGCUGCUCCCCCCGCGCCUCGCCUACCACCUCCCCGCGGGGGAGCAUCACAGAGGAGACCUUCCUGACCUGCCGCCGCUCCUCCUCCCCCCAUCCGCAUCCUAGCUCUCGCUCCGCCUCCCCCAAGGGCAAGCGCACCUACGACCAGUCCCAGAACCCCUCGCUGGUGGUGGCUCGCUCACGCAGCCCCUCACCCUCCCCCCACCCGGAAGACCGUUCCGACCCGUGCGGGUCUGGGCUCUCUGGUGGUGGUGCCACUGCCGGUGCUGGUGCCGGUGCUGGUGCCGGUUGUGGUAGUGGUGGUGGUGGGCCAGCCGAGUUGGACUUCGUCGGUGCCCUGUGCGGAAGUCUGCCCAAGCCUGUGCCCACCAAGAUGGUGCGUGCCACCUUUGGAGGAGGGGUGCAAUACGUGGACCCGGGUGAGGGUCUGCGCUACUCACAUGAGGUCAAGGCUGAACCACCAGCCGCUGCCACUGGGCUGGAGACUUUCUACCUCAUCCCUGCACCGUGGAACAACCAGGUGCCCUGCAGUGCCCCGGUGGCCUCCCUUCCCUCUCUGGAGUGGCAGCUGCCGAGUAGCGUGGGUCAGCUGGAGCUGCUGAUCGAGGUGCAGCCAAAGACCUACCACCGCGCCCACUACGAGACGGAGGGCAGCCGCGGAGCCGUCAAAGCACCAUCAGGAGGGCACCCUGUAGUGCCGUUGCGUGGCUAUCAGGGACAGGAGCCUCUGGCCCUGCAGGUGUACAUCGGUACUGCAGACGAGCGCGUCCUGAAGCCCCACGCCUUCUACCAGGUGCACCGCAUCACCGGCAAGACCGUCACCACCUCCAGCCACGAGAGGAUCAUCCACGGGACCAAGGUCCUGGAGAUGCUGCUCGACCCCAAAGACAACAUGAGGACAGUCAUUGACAGUGCCGGUAUCCUGAAGCUGCGUAACGCAGACAUAGAGCUGCGUAAGGGGGAGACGGACAUCGGCCGCAAGAACACGCGCGUGCGGCUGGUCUUCAGGGUCCACGUGCCCCUGCCAGGGGGACAGUUCAUCUCCCUGCAGACGGCCUCGCAGAUCAUAGAGUGCUCGCAGCGCUCGGCCCAUGAGCUCCCGGCAGUGGAGCGUCAGGACGUGGAGCACUGCUCGGUGCUGGGCGGCCAGCAGAUGAUCCUGACGGGCCAGAACUUCACCUCCGACUCCAAGGUGGUGUUCACAGAGAAGACCCACGAUGGCCUUCAGAUUUGGGAGGCAGAGGCCACUGUGGACAGAGACAAAAGCCAAGCGAGCAUGCUGUUUGUGGAGAUCCCGCCCUAUCGCGACCACGCCAUCUACCACCCGGCCAAAGUCAACUUCUACGUGCUCAACGGGCGGAGGAAACGCAGUCAACCUCAGCACUUCACAUACACCCCUCUCUCUGUGCCAUUCAUUAAGACAGAGCCAGCGGAUGACUUCCAGUUCGGGCAGCUGGGCUGUGCCGUGUCUCAACUCCUGGGCGUCUCCCCCUCGUCCCGCCACGCCCACUCCCACUCCCACUCUGUGCCAUCCCAGAUGCCCCUGGACGGCUGCGGGGUGCCAGGCCUGCCCUCUCACCCUCACCCCCUCCACCACCUACACCACCACCACCAGCCCCACCAGGCCCAGCAGCAGCAUCAGCAUCAGCAUCAGCAUCAUCAGCCUCAGCAGGUAGUGGGGGGGCUGCGUGGCUCCUACGGUGCUCUAGAUCAGCCCUCGGAGUCCUACCAGCUGCAGUGCCCGGUGGUGUACCGGCAGUCCAGGAGCCUGGGCAGCAGCCCCGUGCUCUACCAGUCCAUCCUGGACAUGGGCAGCUACGCAGGGGCCCGGGGGCUGUCCAACAUGCCCACUCACACCACGCACCACCACCAACACAGCAGCCCGGGGGGCCACCACCACUCAAGCAUGGGCCACCUGGCGGGUGUGAGUAGCUACGGUGGUAGUGGAGGAGGCAUGCCGAAGGUGGAUCAUCAUCGGGUGUUGAUGGGCAAUAGCUUCCAGGAGGCCGCCUCACGCUUUCCUGAUUUCAGUGGCAGUGGUGGAGGGCUUGGCGUUAGCGGCGGCGGCAAUGGCGCUGCCAGCGUCCAGACGACGGUGGGGUACGGGCAGCUAGGAGCGGCAGUAGGGAUACCACGACAACAAGGCCAUGGGCACCAGCAGCACCAGCAGCAGCAGCAGCAGGGGUUCCCCUCGCCCUCCAGCAGCACGGGGCCGGCCGCACGGGUGACGGUGAAACAGGAGUUCCUGGACCAUCUGGAUGAUGUGAAUGACAUCAUCCGAAAGGACAUGCCCGUCCUGAGACCGGACCACACGUAAGAGUGAACCCUCCUUGGACAUAGGGUCAAAACACACAUCUUCUACUGUACCCCUUUUUCUACUUUAAACAUUUUGUACUUAUUUUUGCCUACUACAUAUCUUGUGUAUGUUUAUAACAUGAAUUAUGCCUUAAACUGUCAGGACAAAAAGAGUAAAUAUCAGUUUUCAUAAUCCUCAAUUUUAUAAUCUGUUUUGUAACUAUACAAUAUCUAUAAAUUAGUGUAUCUUCUGAUACGAUUUCAACAAAGGAGAACAUUUUGUCAAUAUGUAAUUGUACAUUUAAUAAGUAAUCUGAAGGAUUAUGCUAAACUACUGUCACUUCCGACUAGGUAUUGAAGUUGACUUGUGUAAAACUUAACUACUGGCGGAUGCAUCAUGUAUGGGAAUAUCUAAUAAAAUAUGUCAUAAAAUCA
This is a messenger RNA of Engraulis encrasicolus (European anchovy), 3557 nucleotides long. Its product is annotated as nuclear factor of activated T-cells, cytoplasmic 2. NCBI's taxonomy places the organism in Eukaryota, Metazoa, Chordata, Actinopteri, Clupeiformes, Engraulidae. Gene Ontology annotation, molecular function: transcription factor binding; DNA-binding transcription factor activity, RNA polymerase II-specific; RNA polymerase II cis-regulatory region sequence-specific DNA binding. The transcript has 10 exons. Bases 232 to 3144 code for a protein of 970 amino acids. Gene Ontology annotation, cellular component: transcription regulator complex. Gene Ontology annotation, biological process: cytokine production; calcineurin-NFAT signaling cascade; regulation of transcription by RNA polymerase II. The record is from RefSeq and is a predicted model, not a curated record.